This is a messenger RNA of Pseudoliparis swirei, 2519 nucleotides long. It is a transcript of the gene pid1, whose product is annotated as phosphotyrosine interaction domain containing 1. Gene Ontology annotation, biological process: regulation of reactive oxygen species metabolic process; negative regulation of insulin receptor signaling pathway; regulation of mitochondrial membrane potential. Lineage: Eukaryota; Metazoa; Chordata; Actinopteri; Perciformes; Liparidae. The record is from RefSeq and is a predicted model, not a curated record. The transcript is spliced from 3 exons. The coding region runs from base 501 to 1127 and encodes 208 amino acids. Gene Ontology annotation, cellular component: cytoplasm.
CUAUGAGGACGGCACCAUGUGUCCUGUGACCUGCCGUGUUAUCAGAGAACCGAUCCAGAGGUGGUCUCCGUGUGGUCUGUGUUCACGGAGACAUACCGAUGCUGUCUGUCCCUCGCGGGGGAAGUCCUGAUUUCAUUCGCUGCUCAUUGGCUGGAGGAGCUCAGGAAUUCCUCCGGGUCCACCAUGUGGUUCAGCUCGGCUUCAGGAACCCGGGCCAUCACAUUCCAGCAGAACAAAGAGGACCGGCCCACUCCCGUCUCCAGACCUCUGGACUAAAGACACGUCCAACACCCUGACGUCUGUAAACCUUCAGCCUAAUGAGAGUCUUCGAGACCACGUCUUCCAGACCACGUCUUCUAGACCACGUCUUCCAGACCACGUCUUCUAGACCACGUCUUCCAGAUCACGUCUUCUAGACCACGUCUUCCAGAUCACGUCUUCUAGACCACGUUUACACGGAUGAACGUUGUGUGUCUCAAAGUCUCUCUCACUUCCAGACCAUGCUGAAGACGAGGCUGAACGUGCUGACCCUGAGGAAGGAGCCGCUGCCCACGGUGAUCUUCCACGAGCCCGAGGCCAUCGAGCUGUGUUCCACCACGCCGCUCGCAAAGGGGAGGAGCCACGCCGGCUACAAGGUGGCCUACCUGGAUAAAGUGGCGAUCUCUGGGACCCAGUUCCUGUCGGGCUGCACAGAGUCGGCGGUGGUGGGUCUGGUGGAGGGUCGGGCCCUCGCCCGGCAGCACGGCACCGAUGGCAACUCCCUGCUGGAGAUCCGUCCCUUCCAGGUGCGCCUGCACCACCUGGACGGGCACGGCGAGGCCUCGGUAACCAUGGACACCUACCAGGUGGCGCGGAUCGCCUACUGCACGGCCGACCACGACGUCAGACCCAACGUCUUCGCCUGGAUCUACCGGGAGAUCAACGACGACCUGACCUUCCAGAUGGACUGCCACGCCGUGGAGUGCGAGAGCAAGCUGGAGGCCAAGAAGCUGGCGCACUCCAUGAUGGAGGCGUUCCGCAAGACGUUCCACAGCAUGCGCAGCGACGGCCGCAUCCACCAGAGCGGCUCGUCGGACGACUUCAACGAGGACUCGUCCAGCCCGGAGGACUCGACCCCGGACGAUUGAACUGGAACUCUCCUGAACCCCCGAGGCCCACCCUGACGGAGCGAGGGGGUCACUGGACAGAUGCGCUCUCUCUCUUCCCCCCCCCCGACCACCACAUGAACUGACCCUGUGAACCAACUCGUCCAGCACAAUGAAGUAGCGUUUAAUUGCUGUCAAGGUGUAUGAACAAGGAGGUACAAACGACCGACAUCUACAUCCAGGGGUACCAGAGCGCUCAAUGAUUGGCCCUCAGAGACCCCCAGAGACCCUCAGAGGGUCCUUCAAGUCCUCCAGAGGUGGACUCUUCAGCCACCGUGUCCCUCCUGCACACACCUGAUCUGCUGACCCAGCUCAUGACCGGGACUUACCUGGGGGUCCCGACCCGGAGUUCACGAGUCGGUCGGAGCCCACAAAGUCUUGAGAUGUUUAACGACGUGGAUCUCUGUCCCGAUGCCUUCGACCUCGCUCAUAGCAAACGAGGACGUGAAAGAAAAGAAAAGCCUUUAAGCACUAUUCAUAUCAUCACGAUGGUACCUCAGUCCAACCCCCGGACGAUGUGCCGGUAUAGCUGUUCCUCACCUUGGCGAUGGAGGCGGAGCUUCUCCCGCCGUCUCUGUUCGAUACUUACAGAUGCAGAGCCUUUGUCCGGCCACACGGACAUCACGGCUGAGAAGUUCUCCCCGUCUGCGACUCCUGAACCGUCUUUUCUGUUUGAGGGACCGAUGCCUCUCCUCCCACGGGGCCCCGCGGGGCCACCUGCCUUUUGUUCUGCAGGUGUAACUGAUUACCUGUGUACGUUGUGCGUUUGCAUCUCUGUGUGUGAAAGAGAAAUGGUGAGGAGGAGUUAGGGGGGCGAGGAGCUGGAAGACUUCUCAUGUACUGAGACCAUCUUCCACGUUUUCUUUUAUCUCUCAUGCAAUGAGAGACGUGAGAGUCUGAAUGUCUCAGAUGAUAAAGACUGACAUCUCCUGGCCUGAAUGUAGGACUGUGAAUGCACCAUCGUCAGAACUCCUGUGCUCUCUUCUUCUUCCUCUUCUUCUGGACUGUAUUGAACAGAUUGGAAAAGGUCUUCAGUCAGUGACCCAAACAGAAUGAUCAGGUGGCUCUGGUCAACACACACACACACACACACACACAUUGUAUUUGAAUAUAGCUCAAUAAGCUCAUGUAAAUACAAAUGUACCCCGUUCAGAGUAUUACAUAAAUGUUGAUAUUUUAAAUAAUAAAACAUGUUUAACAUUCAUACAAUGCAGAAACAGUAUUAUAGAGCCUACUGUGAUAAUCAGCUGUCUGUGUGUGUGUGUGUGUGUGUGUGUGUGUGUGAAGCUUUCCAUGUUGAAGUUACUUCAGUGUUUUCUAUCCGGUGUUUAAAGAUCAACGAUCGAUUGCAUAUAAAGUAUUUACCAAGACGAG